CGCCACGAAUGGCUCGUGGCGAAACGUUCGCGAGAAUUUCGCGGACGGUUCGCGACAUCUCUAUUUGUGGGUUGGUUCAGUUCCCGAACAGUCCAUGGAAAUCCUACAAACACAGUCUUUCAAUAGCCUUUUAGCAUGGCCCAUAGUCCUGAGGCAGGAGGCUAGCAAGCAGGCUCCUCCAGGAGCUUGUGGCGAGGGCAAUAACCUUUUCGGUCACUUACCUGGGUUCAGCACAUGGGCACUUGCUCCCCCCCUCCUCCCCCCUGGAUUUUUCAGCUUGUUCUGCUAUUUUCUUGUGUGAGAUUAAAAUGCACUGCAGUAGGUGGAGUAGGUGUGUAUGGAGAGAGACAGGGAUAGGAAGCUACAUCUUAACCCUGCUACUCUCUGCUAACUGAAACCCCAGAUCAGGAAAGUGAGGGAUGGGGGGGAGGCAGCCUACAGAUCAGUUAAGUGAGGGCUGGGGGAGACAGCCUACAGGAAGGGUCAGCAAGGAGCAGGAAGGUAAAGUAAGAGAAGGAGCAGAAAGGAGAAGGAACAGAAAUGAGUAGGAAGGGACAUCAAGGAGCAGAAAGGGCCAGCAAGGAGCUGGAAGGGACAGCAAGGAGCACAAAAGGUAAGGUAGGAGAAGGAGCACAAAGGAACAGAAAUGAUCAGGAAGGUCUGCAAAGAGCAGGAAGGGUCAGCAAGGAGCUGGAAGGGUCAGCAAGGAGCUGGAAGGUAAAGCAGCACAAAGGUAAAGUAGAAGUAGCAGGAAGGGACAUCAAGGAGAAGAAAGGGUCAGCAAUGAGCUGGAAGGGGCAGAAGGAGCACAAAAGUAAAGUAGGAGAAGGAGCAGAAAUUAUCAGGAAGGGUCUGCAAGGAGAAGGAAGAGUCUGCAAAGAGCAGAAAGGGACAGAAGGAGCACAAAGGUAAAGGAGCAGAAAGAAUCGGAAGGAGCAAAAAGGUAAAGUAGGAGAAGGAGCAGAAAAGGGUAGCAAGGAGCAGAAAGGUAAAGUAGGAGAAGGAGCAGAAAGGGAUCAGAAAGAGAAAGGAGCAGAAGGGCGUAAAAUAAGCAAAAAGUAGCAGAAAGGUAAAGAAGCAGAAGGAGCCAAGGAGGAGAGAAGACAGUGUCAGAAGAAAAAGAAGACUGUGUCAAAUAAAGGAAAAUAAAAGGAUAUUGGAGCAGGAAGGACAAGUGAAGUGAACCCUCCACUUAAUUCUGGACACCACAUCAUCACCACAUCAGACUUUGGUACCUGGGCCUGGCAGAGAAACUUUGGCCUUCUCAUCUCCCCAGGUAAAAAAAAAAAAAAAAAUAUCAGUGUUAAUGUGUUCACUUUUAUUUACUGAGUGUCAGCAAGCACAGAGUGCCGCUGGGUAGGGGUGUCGCUGAUUGGCUAGAGCGGUCAGCUAGCACUCUAAGCCAAUCAGUAGCUCCGUAUUCAUAAAAAAGUAAAACAUUUUUAUGAACCGGGAACUAGCGAUUGGCUUAGAGCGUCAACUCACCACUCUAGCCAAUCAGCGGCACCCAUACCUGACAUCAAUCUGCACUUCCUGACACUCCGUUUCAGAAGCCGAAUACCACUGAGCGACCUGGAGAUCUGGAGCUGGAGGAAGCCUUUGGGGUUAAACCAUUUGAGAGCGGUUUAACCCCUUAAAGGAAAGAGAGCACACAGGGGCUUCCUGGCAUCAUAGCAUUUUAAUUUAGAAGAAGUUGUUAUGGUGACCAGAAUGUUCCUUUAAUUUGCCUAAAGGAACACUAUAGUGUCAAGAAUGCAAACAUGUAUUCCUGACACUCUAGUUGUGAAAACACUAUUCACCCUGGCUUUAUGUGAUAAUGACUAUGCCCCUUCCCUUUCAUGACACUGUCAAAAAGGGACCAAGCAUGGAUGUCAUUACAAUUAUGCCGCCCCCGUUCCCUCGCCGCCUCGGAUGGGACGUCGCCCGCCGCGCUGAAGCCCCAUUGCACCCCAGGGAUGGAUCCACGGAUCCAGGUAGGGAGGCUGGGUGGAAAAUUCUUAAUUACAUUAUUAAGUUGUGUCUGUGUGUGUAUGUCUGUGAGUGUGUAUGUGUGUCUGUGAGUGUGGGUGUUGGUGUCUGUGAGUGUGUGUUUGUGUCUUUCAGUGAAUGUAUGUGUUUGUCUGUCUGUGAGUGUCUGUUAGUGCAUGUGUGUGUCAAAUCUGAGUCUCUGAUUGUGUGACGAUCAGUGUGUCUGACAAUGUCUGUGUGUCUGUGUAAUGGACCGUUUUGCCCAAAAGAGGAUAAAAAACGUUUAGGCGAUAUUCCCCUUUUUCAGCUGCACCGACAGCUACUGCAAGCACCAAUCUCCUGAACUGCAAACCCACGAAUUCACCAACUACCGAACUGCAACCAAGGGAAUACUCGAAACUCCCGAACUGCAUAUCAAGGGAAUACUCGAAACUCCCGAAUUGGAGACACACGAUUAGCUGCUAGCAGACGAACAGGAAAAGCCCCCAAGCGGCUUACACUCCUGGCAAUCAGUCUCUAACAGCAUACAGUAAAUCUUCCCCCAAUAAUGAGACGACACUUAACUUUGAGGGUUAAGCAGGAACUGAUUUACUGGGGCUAACUGCCCGGCUUUUAUGCAGGUCUCCCACCUGGUGGACACUCCCCUAGAGGACCAAAAGGGAGACUGGGACACAAAGGGUAAAAGGACCAAUCACAGACAUACACAUUUCAACCAUCCCACAAUGCAUCACAAUCCCUCCUCUCUGCUCUGGAGAUAAUUGAGAAGUAAUUCAAUUAUCUCCAAAGACAGAGGCAAAACUCCAUUAACCACAUGGCAGAAAACAAACAGUAAAAGACAUAAAAUUACCUACAGUUACAUUCAGUACAUAAAACAUAAAAUAUAGUUUAAUCGCCAUGGAGCCAUAGUCUUUACACAGUCAGUUUCAUGCGAAUGGGCUCCAUGGGAUUCCUAUCUGGGGCACAACACACUCAAACAAAACUACCGAACACCCGGCAGAAAAGCACGAAUAAGUCUUUUCUGCAGGGAAAAAAGAUGUCUUUUAACAUGGGGCCAUAGUCCAAAGGCAGCAGGCAAGCAACCAGGCUUCUCCAGUGUACAGUGGCAUGGUUGGUUUUGCCACAGUCUGUCAGUAUGCGAGUGUGUGUGUCAAUGAAUGAGUGUGUCAGUGAAUGUGUGUGUGUCAAAUCAGUGAGUCUGUGUUUGUCAUUGAGUGUAUGUGUGUGACGGUAAGUGUGUAUCAGUGUGUCUGACUGUCAGAGACGUCUGUGUGUCUGUCAUUGUGUAUGUGACUGUCAGUGUGUGUCUGUCAUUGAAUGUGUGUUCAGAGUGUGUGCUUAAAGGGACACUAUAGUAGCCCAGACCACUUCAGCUCAUUGAAGUGUUCUGGGUGCAGUGUCCCAAUCUCUUUAACCCUGCAAGUGUAAUUAUUGCAGUUUCUGAGAAACUGCAAUAAUUACCUUGAGGGGUUAACUCCACCUCUAUUGACUGUCUACCAUACAGCCACCAGAGGGACUUCAGGGAGGUUAGGCGACCAAAAGUCACCUAACUAAUGCUGGACGUCCUCACACUGUGCAUGAGGACAUCAGGCAUCUGCUAAAUCCCCAUAGGAAAGAAUUGAUACAAUGUUUUCCUAUGGGGAAGUCUAAUGCAAGCGCAGAGGAGGAGCUUGACCCAGCGCCGAGGGACAUCGGUGCUGGAUUCAGGUAAGUGACCAAAGGGGUUUUAACCCCUUCAGUGCCGAGGGGGGCACUAUAGGGCCAGGAAAACAGCUUUGUUUCCCAUGCACUAUAGUUUCCCUCUAAAAGUAGUAGGAAAAGGUGUAGUUUAAAGAGGAAGAGGUGCGACCUGGACAGGAAAGGGUGGGGCAAAAUUAGAUUAGGGGGGGUUCCCUGGUUUAGUAAUGCCUAGGGCAGCACAAAACAAAAAUAUACACCUCUGGUCGCACUGCUCAAUUCUUUGCCAUUUAGAAGUUAAAUCACUUUUGUGUAUGUUUACACAGUCCUACCCACAUCUCCCUGGCUGUGACUGACACAGCCCGCAUAAAAACAAAAUGGUUUAGUUUUCAAUCAAAUGUUAAGUUUUUAUCUCCUGCUCUGUAAAUUGAACUUAAAUCACACACAAGAGGCUCCUGCAGGGUCUAGCAAGCUAUUACCAGCAGAAGAUAAGAAAUUCUAAAUUAAACAGAAUUUGCAAUAAAGGAAGUGUAAGCAUUAGAUGAAUCUUUGCAGGAAGUGUUUAGGAAGGCUGUGUGAGUCACAUCAGGGAGGUGUGACUAGGGUGGCAUAAUCAAAGAGAUUUAACUCCUAAAUGGCAGAUAUUUUUUGGUUUGUUUAACUAUUGAUACUAUAGUAUGUGAAAUCAAAAAUAAAGCAGAAUAGAUAAAAAGUAAAAACUAAAUUAAAAAAAACUAAAAUAACAAUCAAGUACACGGAUAUCUAUAUGUCCCUAUUGAUUGGUGCUAGAAGGGUUCCGAGUGUUAACAGUGCAAUCUCACUGAUGUCCGUGUCAAGUUGAGGCAAUUAUUUGAGGAUUUUUGUCUCUCUUACAGAAGAGAUAUGUUUGGGUUUUCUGGUCUCCAUUGUCAUUAUAGGGCUUUUUAAUGAUAGAUAGAUAGAUAUAGAUAGAUACCCACUGCCAGAUACACACUCUCGCACACAUACUGCCAGGCAGACAACUACAGAAUUACAGUGUCAGGUAAACACACUCAAACACAUAGAUACAAUGGCAGUUGCACUGACAUAUAAUACAAACACAUUGCCAGUUACACAGAUAAACAGACACUCAAACAUAACUAUUAACAUACAUGCUGUUUUAGUCACCCUCUAUUUUGCCAACCUUUUUGCCACAUGAGAGUAACUUCCAUGGGGUCUAGUAAGAGCAGACUGCGCAUGUGCAGUUAGCAGCUCACUUUUCAACUCCUGUGGGUCUUCUUUAAAGAGCUACAUGAAAGAAAUAUGUCAUCACAUCCUUCCAGUGUGCCUCACUGUAGUUGGAUGGGGGCUGUCAGUACACAGCGGUAACAAACCCACUUUAAAAGAGUCUUGUAAGAGAGAUAUAAGAGAGAUAUGUAAGAGAGAUAUAUAAUUCCCAUUUUUUUCUAGGCAUUUGUCAACCCAUUACAAUUCCAUUUUUCAUGAAUAAACCCCCAUAUAAAAAGGUCUACACACAGACAGACAGAUGAAUAGCCACACAGACAAUCUUGCCUGUGAAUCUUUAAAGUAGGAAACUUGUUCAUUGUAACUAUCACUUUUAAUCUCAACAUUUUAUUGGCUUUGGCACAUGUAAUUAUGUCACUGCGUUAUUUAGUUGCUGUCUGUUUUAAACACUUCAUUUUUUAAGAUUGAACCAUUACCACCCAGUCACCACUCCUUCAAAAAUCGUUAAAAACCCACUUCUUCAUAAAAGCGUAUCAAUUAAACUGUUAAUAGCUCCUGACGGAUUCCUCUUCUGCAACUGUCACUAGUCUAAUACUAUCCUUACCUUUUGUGCCAUUUUACCCCACUCCCUCUAGCAUGUGAGCAUGGCCCUCAACCCCUCUGUUCCUGUGUGUCCAACUUGUCUGGUUACAACUACAUGUCUGUUCGUCCACCCAUUGUAAAGCGCUGCGGAAUUUGAUGGCGCUAUAUAAAUAAUAAUAAUAAUAAUAAUGGGCAGUAUGAUUGUGGAAAUAUUCUCUUUGUAAUAACACGACUCAUCUAAAGCUAGUUUGUAAUGAUGCCUGACUGGACAUGAUUAUCUAGUCUCAACGAUUAUCUGUUUUGCUUAUUUUAAUACUGUCACUAACUUUACAGUAUUUGUAAUUUACACAUAGUACUUAAAAUAAACCAAUACUUCCUCCCAUGAUGGAAACAAGAUGUGAGUAUGUGAUAAUUAGAUCUUAACGACAACACCCUGGGAGUGUUCUGAAAAUAUUUCAAAUGCAGAAGAAUGCUGACACGGUUAUAUAAUGUAUUCAUUUAUUACGUUACUUUGUACGUCCCCCAGCUGACCCCCAUGCCAAAAGGUUUGCAUACAACAAAACUCAACAUAAUUGCAGACUCACUAACACCGUCACAGAAUUUUACCAGCUACAGGACAGCAAGGUGUGGAUUUCUACAUUCAAUAUUAUUUUUCACAUUCCACAAGUACAUAUUUUAAAUACAGGGAUAGGUAAACAUAAUAUAACAAAAAUCCUAGGACGUGACAGCUCCCUUUUUAACAGCUUCUGAAGUGAGCUCUACCCAGACUAAUUAAGUGAGUUAGUCAUUUAUAAUGUUAAUUUUCUAUAGCAGUACUGAGCCUUUCUUGCACUGCAGUGCGUUAUUGGAAUAGCAGGAAUUUCUGUAACAUGUAGAUCAGGUGACAGCUUUCUAUCGAAGCAAACUGUACUAUAACUCAAAAUCUCUAGGUGAGCCCUCUAUAUGUAUAUGUUUGGAGCCUAAUGGGAACCUCUGCAGUAUGGCUGGGAUGGGGAAAUGUUGGGCUUAUGGAGCAAAAUCAUUUUAUUUGGUAUAUCAUUUUUUUUUUUUAAAUUCUUUAUUUUUGAGUGCAUAGAGAAAAAAGUUUUGGAGCAUGGCCGGGCCUUGUGGGUCUCCGUGUCCAGAUGUUGUUAGAAGAGGCUGGCUUCCAUGCAGUAUCUGUAGCUGGAGUGGAGUGAGGCGUUGCGAUCCUCUAGAACCCGGUGCUGCCAGGUAAACUUGUAUGACCGUGCUCUCCAGUCGUGCUUUAUGCCCCUGGCGGUGUUUCUCGUAGAUGAUUGGCUUCUUGUGCUGAUGUAGGGUGCGCCGCUUGGUCCGCCGCCAUUUUGAGGCCCGCUGUGCAGUCGGGACUUGUGGGGUUCUUUCUCCUUUGUUGGGGCUGCUUUUUGGGUAGAUGGCUCGGCAGUUGUGAGGCAGGUGGGUGCAUUCUGUUCUCCAGUUUGCGCCAAAAGUUUUCAAGUAGCUUGUCUAGUCUGAGCUGGAGGUCAGGCAGCCAUCGUCCAUUGUCAGGGGUGCUCUGUACCACCAUUUUACAUGAGCUAUCAGUCUUAUCAUGUCGCUGAUCAGGCGUGCCUCCAGACCUCACAACCCGGCUGAUGGGUGCCGGGAUUUCACUCACCGGCAGGGGAGGAGAUUUAGCUGUGCUCUGACAGACCCUGCGGAGGUUUAGGAGCCCGAGAGCAGAGAGAUCGGCCGCCUUCCUCCGUCCCUCGUGUAGUAGGCCUCCAUCUUCCCGCGAUCCAGAACCACCCGACGCCGGUCAAACUCCGAUAGGAUGAAAUGUGUGGGAGUUCAUACAAGUGCUGUGAGUAUUGCAGUUAUCGGUUUUCCGAUUAAUAUCGUAGUUAGUUGAUGUUUUAGGCGGUUUUCCCCAGGAGCUUCGACCAAGGUGCGUCCGGCUGGAAAUUUAUUUUCUGUUAAUUUGUUAUUUUUGCUAACUUUUUUUAAAACUGAAACUAUAUUAUGUUGAAGAUGAGAGAUAUUAACUGGUGUAGUAAUUUACUUCAUAUAGACUAAAGGCAUUGGUCUAACGGCUAGCUCCGCUAUUCUCUUAUUAAGAUCUAUAAUUUAUCUCUAAUUUACACAUAUUUCCAUGACACCCCCUCAUGUCAAACAUAUGCUUUAACAUACCUUUAAAUGGUCUUGUAUUUUACAGUACAAUGAAACCAAUAAGGGUCAUUUGAAAAUAUACACAGGGCCAUGUUUACCAGAAAGCCCUUUCUUUUGCCCCCGAUGCAGAAUUUAGCUCUUGUUAAAGGGACGCUCCAAAUACAAUAACGAUUACAGUGUGCCCUGGUGACCACCGCAAUGUAAGCAGUGGUGUAUCCUGGUUUUGUGCUGCCCUAGGCAGGACAAAACUCAGGCACCUCCCUCCCCCCGCGCCACCCCCACCCAACCCUUCCCCCCCCGCCCCAGCUUCUAAAUACACACACAGUCAGACACAAACACACACACAGUCAGACACAAACACACACACACAGACACACACAGUCAGACACACACAGUCAGACACACACACACAGUCAGACACAAACACACAGUCAGACACACACACAGUCAGACACAAACACACACACACACACAGUCAGACACACACACACACACACACAGUCAGACACACACACAGUCAGACACAAACACACACAGUCAGACACAAACACACACACACACACACACACAGUCAGUCACACACACACACACACACAGUCAGACACAAACACACACACACACACAGUCAGACACAAACACACACACAGUCAGACACACACACACAAUCACUCACAUCAAAUUUUUUUUAUUUAUUUAACCCCCCUCCAGCCUCCUUACCUUUGGGAAUGCUGGGGGGGUUCCCUUUCUCCCUAGUGGUCCAGUGGCUGCUGGGCGCUGGGCAGGCGGAUGGUGAGGGAGCUCUUCCUCUGAGCGGUCUGCUCUGCUCCCUCGCGCGCCGCAGAGUGAGGCUGGGAGCCGGAAUAUGACGUCAUCGACCCGGCUCACAGCUUCACUCUGCAGCCGCGAGGGAGCUGAGCAGACCGCUCAGAGGAAGAGCUCCCCCGCCAGCCGCCCGCCCAGCAGCCCGCACGCCCGGCAUGUCAGUUAGCCGUGAGGCUAACAAGACAUUUGCCCUGGGCAUUUGGGGGGCGGCGUUUUUUGCCGCCCCCUGAAAAAUGCCGCUCAAGGCAAAUGCCUUGUUUGCCUCGCGGCUAAUACGCCCCUGAAUGUAAGUAGUCAAACCUCUUGGUCUCAUUUCUCAUUUGGCAUCUGCCUGGCGCAUCUCUCUGCCUCUCUCCUUCCGGUGCCAAGAGUAUCUGUUAGCUCACCUGAUCACUCUCAGCCAAUGAGCUAAGCCCAGUGCCGCCAGGUGAGUUUGAAUGAUUAAUUUCUCAAUCUUCAGCAAAGGGCGAAGGGUUUGGAGGGACCCUGUACUAUGACACUCCAUUGUAAAUUUGUACCCUGACUUCUCAGAGUUCAGUUUCCUUUAUUAGAAUUUUUACUAAGAAUUUCAGAAUUUUGCCUGCUGCUAUAUGUUUUUUUUUUUUUUUUUACUUGGCUUUCUAACAAUUGUCUUGUUUUUGAGUGAGUCCUGGGAAGGUUAGUUAGAGGCCUCCAUAUUCCCCCGCAUCCUCACUUGGCCAACCGCCCAGAAAGAUUCCUUGUUUAUCCACUUAUGAUAAAGUUUGUCAAUCAUAUAUGCUUAUAUGCUUUAGUGUUUAGAAAGCUUUGUUAGCCAUAUUAAUCAUAAUUGUGUUAUUGGUAUAAAUAUUGAUUGUGGGAUCACACCACCUCUAGAAAUAGAAACGUGUUUGUUUCAGGAACCCACUUGUUGACUUCCCCUGAGUAAUGUGGUGUAAAUUUGUAUGCAGCCCCGUUAUCAAUUAUGUCAUAAAUGAUGUUUCAUGCAAGAAGCAGAUGAUCAUAGGGUAGGCAGUGCCACGAUUGAACACCCUAGUGUUAAUCCGAUUACUGGCAUCAUACUGGCCACUAAUGGUUGUCCGGCAUCUCUGAGACUAUCCAUUAUGGUAUUCAUGUCUCCACUGAACUUAUACAUAGUAGCAGGAAGGAGUACCCAAAGUGAUGUCAGUUUACUAGUCAACUGAAGCAUCAGCAACAUGUUAAAGGGACACUAUAGUCACCAGAACAUCUACAGUUUAUUGUAUUUGUUCUGGUGAGUAAAAUCAGUCCCUGCAGGCCUUUUGCAGUAAACAAUUUUUUUUCUUAGAAAAGGCAGUGUUUACAUUACAGCCUAGGGAUACCUCCACUGGCCACUCCUUAGAUGGCUACUAGAGUGCAGCACUGACAUUCUAUUUUUCCAUCCUCUGCCUGGAGACACUGAACAUUCCCCAUAGGAAUGCAUUGAUUCAAUGCAUCUCUAUGAGGAGAUGCUGAUUGGCCAGGGCUUUGUUUGGCUCCGCCCCCAGGUCCCCUUCUUGGCUGAGAUAAUCAGAAUUUAUUACCUCAGCCAAUCCAAUACCUUCUUUUGGGGCGUGGCCAGGGGGUCAGGGAGGCUAGAUGAUAUGUUUAACACUAUAGGGUCAGGAAUACACGUUUGUGUUCCUGAUCAUAAGUGCUUCUAAUAGAAUGCUAUGUGAAGUGAACAAGCCUUUACCAGAUUUAAGACGCACUGCCAGCUAAGAGCGAUGCUGGUAGUUCAGUAUUGAACGGGAGCACUAACAUCACCUUUGAUUUGAAUAGGUUUUAUGAGACAAUGAGAGUUCUAAAUGUAAACAUUUCUAGUUACUGAUAAAUAGACAACAUGACCAAUAGACGUGCAAAUAUCUUUUAAGUAAUUUGUUAGAAUAAAAUUCCUGGCAAUCGUUGGACAAACUGAUUCAGAAAAUUUGCUUAGUUCACAAAAACAAAUUGUAUGAUUCUGAUCCGGUUUGUUUGUUAACUGGCCGAAUGUUCAGAUAUCAGUCAGGUGGAUGAUUGCAAAGAAUCUUAUUCUGAAGAAUCACUUAAAACUAAUUCUCCUGUUUGGGGAGCACAGACUUGUUUCCGAUAAUAGGUUACAAGUGCCCAAUGCUUUUUGUGGCCUUGUAGUAUGUAUAAAACUUAACUGUUCUUUCUCCAUUCUCAGAUUGCCUGUUCAAAUUUGCUGCACUAAAUCAUUCUGGCUGUUUCUCUCCUCACUCACUGCUGCUGCUGCUCUCACACAGAGCCUGCUCCUGCUCCCUGCUUCCUCUUGCAGGCAUUGCUUUACAUUAUGCUGAGUUCAAGCAGGAAAGAUGCCAAGAGGAGGGUUUCCUGAUAACAGACACAUAAACCACAGCCUUCUUACCCUGAUCAUCACUGGCUUGGCACAGACUGAACUGAUUGGUGGUGGUGGGGUGUUGUUUUUUAACCUCUGAUAUGAGAAAAAUCUAGACAUUUGCACAAUGUAUAGAUUAAAUUUGAUUCAAUAGUAUUUAAGAUUAAGCUGCAUUUGUCAUGACAGUUACUGUUUAAUUUGGAAUGUAUAAACUGACUUUGCCUUGUCUGAAGAUUAUGAUGAUAUUUGCUAAAUCUUUCAUAUAAAUUUUAAAGAAAACAGAGCAUUUCAUGAAAAGAGGUUAUAGGGGACGGUUCCCCUUUAAGUACUUUCACAGUCUGCUCAUGUCAAAAACAUAGACCUUUAAUUCUGAACUGACCUCACUUUUCAGGUCUCUCUUGAAGUCAGUUGACUCUCUCCUCUGGUAUCUCCCCAGGCAUUUGCUAAAACUUAUAACAAUUACUACACAUAACAAAGCAAAGUAAAUAUGUAAACUUUCCUGCUUCUAUCUCAACUUAUUUCUCUAACUCCUUAAAUGUUUUUUUUAAAAUGAGACUCGCCAUCAGGGCAUCCUCAACUAGAUACGUCACCACCUCUGUUUAUGGCACAACUCGUUAUCAUAUGAAGGUUCAUCUCUGUAUCUAUUACUCAUAUGUUAAAAACUUCAGCUUUAGUUUCUAGAGGAAGCUUCCAAAUAGGAAAUCUAUAAAUAUUUACCUGUAAUGCAUUGUCUCAAUUGCUCACGAUAUCUAAUCACUUUAAAUUAAUUUGUGUCCCUGAAAAUAAACUGGCAGAUUGGAAUCUUACCUGAAAAACUGGAUUCUAUUAAAAAAUACCUUCUGCCUAUACCUUCAACCACCCAUUCAAGAUUUCAGUGAUGAGUUGCAAAUGUCUGUUAAUAAAGUGGGGUGGCUCCCUUCCAAAACCAGUUUUGUUGGUUUAUUUACAGUGAUACAUAAUGAUGAAUCUUGUAAUUAGAAUAAAGUAAUUAUAUGGGUUGAAUAUAAUUAUUGAUGACAUCAACUGUAAUAGAAAUAUAAAAAAAAAAAAAAAUAAUGAAAUAGAGUCUUCACUCGCUCAGUACAUGCGGAGUGGUAAGAUACAUUAAUGGCAACUCAUUAUGUCUUGGUUUAAAAUGAGAUGAGGAUUUUAUCGACGAAGGGUGUCAUGUCAAGGGUGCAUAAUUCAUUGCUGCACUAUAGAAUAUUGCUAUUUAAUAUGAUUGGUGGGAUUUGAGAUGGGAAUUUUAUAGAUGUCAGAAAGUUUACAAAGUGAAUUCCUAUUUUGAAUCUGUGACUCUAACCAGAGCUCGUUAAGCGUGUAAUUCAAUGUAAACCCACUGACUAAUCAACCAUAUGUCUGUAUCUCCUUCUUAGAUAGUGGAUUCUAUUGAUAUGCUGUGGCCAUUAGCAAUCAGGAGACAAUUCUCUCAGUGUCAUAUCAAAAGGAAACAAAAUAAUACCCUAAAAACCCUACCCUUACAAACAUGGCAGCGUAACAGUCGUUUGGAAGUAAUUGUGAAGCCUGUGGUAUUGAGUCAUAUGUAGGAAGUGUGACAGAUCUAUGGACUUGAUAAAUUGCAAAAAAAAUUAUUAGAUGCAAGAAUUAUCUCCAUGGUAAGCACAAGAGAGAAAAUGAAAUCAGAUUAUUCUUUGGAUUGAUGUUUGUCUGAAACACAAGGUUAAGGCCACUUAUUGUUCCUCUAGGUGCACUUCACCUCAGCCUAUACCACCCCUGGGGCGGCUUAGAAACUUGAGAUGAAUACAGGAUAUAUAUCACUGCAAUGAUGUCUAGUGUCUAGUGUGCUUACUAGGGGCCAAUUACUAAUUUUGUGUAAGUUGCCAUCUUACCUUGUCAGAGCCCAACUGGAAAGAAAAUAAUGUUACUUUACCAUCUAAGUGAGUAGUUACCUUUUCUGUUAAUUUCUCCUUUUUAUUUGUAACUGUUGUUGGUGUAAAUAUUUUGGAUAUCAUUUGUUUUUGAAUGCACUGUGACUAUUGUAUUGUUAAUAAUGAAUAAUCCUUCAUUAGGGAAGACUCACGUUACCUGAUUAGACCAAUUUACCAGUCAUUUGAAAUCGCACCGAUAUUGUGUUAAAUUGUAUUUUGUGUUUUUAUUUUGGGAGGGAGGUGGGGGGAGGCAAGGCAUCCCAUUUAUAAAUUGACUUGGUGGUAGUAGCGUUAUAUUACUUAUAUUAUUAUAAUUAAGUAGGUGCUGUUUAGGAAAAUUUUAAUUAUAAUUCUCGGUCUAGUGCAGACAAAUAGUGCAGUUUAACCCUUACACUACAAGAACCAAGUCGUCAUAGCUUGGCCUAUUAAAAAACCUUUAACUUAAAGGACCACUAUAGUGCCAGGAAAACAUACUCGUUUUCCUGGCACUAUAGUGCCCUGAGGGUGCCCCCACCCUCAGGGACCCCCUCCCGCCCGGCUCUGGAAGGGGGAAAGGGGUUAAAACUUACCUUUUUCCAGUGCUGGGUGGGGAGCUCUCCUCCUCCGAUCCUCCUCCGUUCCUCCUCCUGGGCUGAAUGCAAUGAAUACAAUGCUUUCCUAUGGACGCUUGCGUGCUCUCACUGUGAAAAUCACAGUGAGAAGCACGCAAGCGCCUCUAGUGGCUGUCAAUGAGACAGCCACUAGAGGAUUAGGGGGAAGGCUUAACCUAUUCAUAAACAUAGCAGUUUCUCUGAAACUGCUAUGUUUAUAAAAAAAUGGGUUAACCCUAGCUGGACCUGGCAACCAGACCACUUCAUUAAGCUGAAGUGGUCUGGGUGCCUAGAGUGGUCCUUUAACUAAAGACUUGUGUCAGCUUUAACCCCUUAAUGAACAAUGGCAUAUCAUGCAAGUCAUAAUAACAUAGUGGGAUUUGCCAAACUCCUUGGCAUGAUACAGUUAAAAUAUGACAAACAGGCUGAUUUUAUUAUAGUAUUUCAUAAUAUAUAACAAUAAUAAAAACAAUGUUUAUUGCUGUACUCUCAUAUGAGCUCUGUGCUAUUUUAUGUCAUGGCCAAUGGUCAUAUUAAAGCAACAACGUGCACAGAUGGGUGUUAUGUUACAGACUAGACCAGGGGUAGGCAACCUUUCAGUAGAACUGUACCAAAAAAAGAUUUCAAAGUCUCUUGGCGUGUCGAUCCUCGGUUUAAAAAUUGAGAUGUGCCUGUUGCCGUACUUUGCUUGUGUUAUUUAUGGGUGCUGCAGUUGCUUUGUAGCGUUGUACUUGUGCAUUUGUGAGCUGCUAUAUUAUAAGGUAUAUGUUCAUGAGUAGUUUGUGAAAUUGUAUAUUAUCCCUAUGAAAGUGGGGUGUGUCUGGGGGUUGCUUGUGUAAUAUGUCACAGUUAGAGUUGAGCGGACAUUCGGAUGUUCAGGUCCGGUGGGUUCGGACGAACUUUGAAAAAAAGUCCGGGUUUGGGCCCGAACUUGACCCCGAACUUGACCCCGAACCCGAACCCCAUUGAAGUCAAUGGGGACCCGAACUUUUGGGCACAAAAAUCACUCUAAAAAAGUAUUGGAAAGGGCUAGAGGGCUGCAAAAUGAAGUAAAAUGGGGGUAAGAGUAGGACAAGUGCCAUGCAAACAAAUGUGGAUAGGAAAAUCACUUAAAAUACAUAAAAUAAGCAGCCGCUUAGUAGAUAACUCCCUAAUUCCCACGGUAUUAGGGAGCUAUCUACCAAAAGGAUGAAAGACCUAAAUUGGUCUAUUUAGCCACAUUUACUAAUACUAAGUAAAGAUUACUUAGUAUUAGUAAAUUCAGCCCCUACUCGCUAUACCGUGAGUAGGGGCAUGUCUAGUAAACAGUGAGCAACAAACAAAAAAACCUAUUGCCCCCACCCCUGUGCGACGGGUGGGGGCCCUAAAUAAGGAUGUGGAGGGGGGGAUCUACUGUCCUCCCCCCCAGCCCCCACCCCUGAGCGGUGGGUGGGGGCCCUAAAUAACAAUAAGGGGGGACCAAUUUUCUCACCCCGGCCCAUAAAUAAGGGGGGGUCCUAAUGUCCUCCACUCCGGCCCCCACCCCCUGCGCGAUGGGUGGGGGCCCUAAAUAAGAAUUUACCCCCACAGGUGACUAGGGGUCCCCAAAAAAAAUGACCCCUACCUACCCCCCUCAUUCUAAAAAUAAUGAGGGGAGACCCUUAUCUAAAUACCUGUAAAAGAAAAAAAAAUAGACUUACCAUUUGAUGUCUUCUUUCUUCUAAACUCUUCUUUUUUCAGCCCCAAAAAAGGCCAAAUAAAAAUCCAUAAUAACCGACGCACUUAAAAAAAAAAAAGACCGCCCAAAAAAAUAAAAUCUAUUUUUACCCAUGGAGGGCUCCGCGCAGAAUGAGCUCUGCAAGGCGGGGGAAGGCUUAGAGCCCUGCAAUUAGGCGCAGAGCACUCUGAUUGGUGGGUUUAAGCUAUCCAAUCAGAGUGCUCUGACAGGUAAAUGAAGAGACUGACAGGUAAGUCUCUACAUUUACCUGUCACUGCACUCUGAUUGGUCAGCUUGAAAUCCACCAUUCAGAGUGCUCUGUGUCAUUUUUCACAGCGUGGGAAAAUUCCAAAGAACUUUCCCACACUGUGUAAAAUGACACAGAGCACCCACCCCUGCGCGGUGGGUGGGGGCCAUAAAUAAAAAAUCCCCUUCCCCCAAAAAAAUUACCCCUACCCAUCCACCUCAUCCUAAAAAUAAUGAGGGGGGACCCUUGGCUAAAUACCUGUAAAAAAAAAAAAUAGGGGUGAGGGCCGGGGGAGAGGACAGUAGGUCCCCCCCCAAUUUUUAUUUAUGGCCCCCACCCACCGCUCAGGGGUGAGGGCCGGGGGGGGGGAGGACAGUAGGUCUCCCCUUAUUGUUAUUUAGGGACCCCACCUGCUGCGCAGGGGUGGGGGCCAGGGGGGGGAAGACAGUAGGUCCCCCCCAUUAUUGUAAUUUAGGGCCACGCUGAGUAAAAUGACACAGAGCACUCUGAUAACUAUAUAUAUUGUAUAUAUUAUUAUAAAAAAUAAAUAAUAAUUAAUUAAAAAGAAAUACAUUUUUUUAAAAUAAUAAAAAAAUUAUAUAUAUAUGUAAUUUUAUUCUAACUGUAUUUUGAUAUUAAUAUAUAUAUUUAUAUCAAAAUACACUUAGAAUGAAUUUAUAUAUAUAUAUAUAUAUGUAUGAAUGUAUAAAUAAAUAGAAAUAAUAUUAAAUAUACAUAUGUCCAUAUACAUAAUUACAUAAAUAAUUUCAUAAAUAUACACGUAGACAUCAAAUAUAUAAAUAUGUAUAUGUAUUUAAAUUCUACGUGCAUAUUUAUGUAAUAUUUUUACAUAAUUAAGUAUUUUUAUUGAUUUGGGGGACCUGACUGACAAUCCAGGCCAAAAGUCCAUUUAAUUUGCUAGCACUAUAUUUAACCCUGUAACUUUCCGAGACACACUAAAACCUGUACAUGGGGGGUACUGUUUUACUCGGUAGACUUUGCUGAACACAAAUAUUAGUGUUUCAAAACAGUAAAACAUAUCACAGCGUUGCUAUUGUCAGUGAAAGUGACGUUUUUUGCAUUUUUCCCACACAAACGGCACAUUCACUGAUGAUAUUGUUGUAAUACGUUUUACUGUUUUUAAACACUAAUAUUUGUAUUCAGCGAAGUCUCCUGAGUAUAACAGUACCCCCCAUGUACAGGUUUUAAAGUGUUUUUGAAAGUUACAGGGUCAAAUAUAAGGCAGUUUUUUCACAUUGAAAUUUGCCAGAUUGGUUAUGUUGCCUUUGAGAUGGUAUGCUAGCCCAGGAAUGAGAAUUACCCCCAUGAUGGCAUACCAUUUGCAAAUGAAGACAACCCAAGGUAUUGCAAAUGGGGUAUGUUCAGUCUUUUUUAGUAGCCACUUAGUCACAAACACUGGCCAAAGUUAGCAUUCAUAAUUUUUUUUGCAUUUUUAACACACAAGCAAAUAUAAAUGCAAACUUUGGCCAGUGUUUGUGACUAAGUGGCUACUCAAAAAGACUAGACAUACCCCAUAUUGAAUACCCUGGGUGGUCUACCUUUCAAAAAUAUAUGACUUGAUGUGGGUAAAUUACAUUGGCCGGCUUAAAAAAUGUCCCAAAUAGGACAUGGGUGCAUGAUGACUAUCUGUGAAAAUUCCAAGUUGGAACACUGGAAUGCGCACCCUCCAAAUAAGGUAUUUUAGCCCCCAGAGAACCUGACAUACCUAUACAUAGGUAGUAUCACUGUACUUAGGAGAUGUUGCUGAACACAUAUUGGGGUGUUCUUUGGCAGUAACCCUUAAAGUUCUCAGUACAUGUAUUCUUAAAUUGCUAUGUGUGUCAAAUAAAAUCACCAAUUAUUAUUAUUAUUUUUUUUAAAUUGGGCAUAGAUUGGUGGUAAAAUGGUUGUUUAAUACCUUAGGUUGUCUUUUAAAAAAUAUAUACAUAUGAAGGGUUAUUGAUUGGGAUUUCUGACAGAUAUCAGUGUUACAAUGCAACUUGCAUUCAUUUUGGAAAAAAAAAUGGUUUGGAAAUAGCAAUGUGCUUCUUGUACUUAUAGCCCUAUAACUUUCCAAAAAAAGCUAAAAACACGUUAACAUUUGGGUAUUUAUAAAACCAGGACAAAAUUUAGAAACUAUUUAGCACUGGUGUUUUUUGGUGGUUGUAGAUGCGUAACAGUUUUGGGGGUCAAAGUUAGAAAAAGUGUGUUUUUUAAAAAAAAAAGGUUUGCAUCAUAUUUUAUAACUUAUUUUAUAGUAAAUUAUAUGAUAUGAUGAAAACAAAAAAUGGUAUCUUUAGAAAGACCAUUUACUGGCUACAAAAAUGCUAAAUGAUAUGUGUGGGUACAGUAAAUGAGUAAGAGGAAAAUUACAGCUAAACACAAACACUGCAGAAAUGUAAAAACACCCCUGGUCCCAAACAGUAAGAAAAUUGAAAAGCGGUCUGGUUACUAAGGGAUUAAAAGCACCUCGAGUGACAUGCAUGGCCCACAUGUCACGUAGGUUGCUGACCUCUGGACUAGACUAAAGCAAAUAGAUGGGUCAUGAGUUUUUUUUUUUUUUAAAUAUGUCUAUUAAAGGAGUUUCUUUGUGUGAGGUAGGGAGAGUUACAUGCCAUUGCAAAUGCAUUAUAUGUUGAUAUAUGUUGUAAUAUUGUUUUUUCUAAUUGUUCCUUAUGCACUUCCAAUGAUAUCAAACUCUUUAAAAAUCAUAUAACAUUUUAAAUUAAUUUGUAGUUAGCCCUGAACAGAAAUUCAUACACAAAAUGAUUGCUUAACAACUGGGGAAAAUGUGUCAGUGUGCAUAUUUGUACAUUGUUUGUAUGCUAAAUAAAUUGUUAUUUAAUGUUAACCCCUUUUUAAUAUUGGUAAAAAAAAAAUGUUUCUGUGCCCCUCAGCCCCCAUCCCAUAUGGGAUUCUGGAUCUGCAUAUCCUGUUUUAUCCUGUGCUUAUGUGCUACCUAUGCAUCAGUAUACAUAAAAUGUGUUAUGCUAAGAUUUGUAAACAAAACACAAGUUGGCAUUGAAGGAGUUAACAAAUCGAAUGUAUUAUCUGAUUUUCAGCACAUUCUGGGAAGACAUGUGUCCAGUAGAAGAUAAGAUGAACUUCUGGUUGUCCAGAGAAGUUCUUAUCUCCAGAGAGAUACAAUCUUUCUCUGUGCAAUGGUGACAGCAGCAGAGUGUGACCAUCAAAGUGAAACAGAUUGCAUCUAAAAUACAUUUCGCAAGCAACAUGCUACAGAGCAUCUCAUGAUUAUCACUUCUCGAGAUCAACAGUUCCUCCCUAUGCUCCUCCUUCCAUACAGGGCUGAAGUCCAUGAUGAUAACUCAGUUAGAUAUUAUGACAGUGCUAUGAUUGUGACAUAAGGUCAGGUUGCUCUCAGGUUACAGCUGUGGUCCCAUCCCUGGGUGAAUUAAGACAAUGACCUGCGCUUUGACAUAUCUACUCCUAUCCCCAGCUGCCCCAGCAAACAAAGGACACAUGUCUGGAGGAGAGCUCCUCAAGAUGGCCAUAAGCCACCAACUCACCGCUUUAAACACCCUCAGGGAUUUGUUUGAGAACCGGUUUUCCAGCAGUUUGAGACAAGGCUAUUUAAAAGGGGACUUGGAUACAACAUUGCAGUUGAUGAGCUCUUUGUCACUGCUCAGUGACAAUGCAGAGGUGAACGCUUCAAGCGGUGGAGAGUGCAGCAACAGCAGCCAGAGUCUCAUCAGUAGCAUGGACCAGACAGAUCAGGGAGCACAGGGUCCUGGGGAACCCCAACCUUCUGCAGCCCCCACACUAAACAGUGCACCCCAAGAUCAUGUCAACUCAGCAACCAGCUCCAGGACUGUCCCAACACUGGCACAGAUUGCUUCCUUAAACAGGUUCUUCAGAGUCCUUAAAUGCACGGUGCAGCUAUUGUAUGUGGAAAUAAAUGCACUCAGCCAUCUCCCAGGGGAUCCUGUAAUUACCAUCAGACUCAAAGUAAGUCUUAUUUAUCUUUCCACUCGUGGCGUUAGCCUGCCACCUAGUGUUGAAUGAUAAGUAAUGCGCAGAGCAUGUUGUGUUAUGGAAAUGUAUCAAUAUUACAUUGUAUUGUUACUGUGAAUCACAACUGUGGUCUAUAAACGGGACUAUCCUGGACACUUAUCAGUUCUUCAUGCUGAUUGGUAGAGCAUGGAAAAGUAGAUAGCAAGCAUAUACUGCACGAAGGAAAUCCGUUAUUUAGUUGCUUUCCCUCCUACAGCAUAUUAAUUCUGUAUACUGCAGAGCAGCAUUCUUCAUUUACUAUCAGUAUGAAAAGGUUAUUUAUGUCCAAGAAACUUUAUUGAAUAUGAUAAAACUUGGAACCUGGAACAUUGUUUUAAACUCUGAGCUAAAACUGUUGUAAACUGAGAAUUCUAUCUGCUGGGCAUACGUAGAUUCAAUUAGCAAUAUACUAGAUAUUUUAAUAGAUUUAAAAAAAUAAAUAAAAUGUCAGCUUUCUCCAUCACUAUCCAAUAUAGCCUUGUUAUCAGUAUUUCAUAAAUCUCACAUUUUGUUCAAUGCAUUUACCUGUAGACCCAUGACAAAAACAGGGUUAUUUACUAAGUAGUCAAUUCUAUAUUCACUUUGUCUCAAUUGGUCUUAAAUUUUAAAUUGACUUUGAAUUUCCAGAAAUGCCCCCUUUAGUAAGUAAAAUGUUUAGUUUCUUUAUGAACACCUCUGAAGGGUUUUACGAGACAACACAGCAACUUCAUUGUAGUUGCUGGGAAUGUUUUACCAUGGUAGGAAUCCUGGGCAUUAACAAACAUAGCCAUUCGAAUUAUUUAUCGUUUUAUUUUUUAAAUUUUUAUUUUUAUUUUUAAAAUUCUUUAUUUUUCAUUCAAUAAACAUAACAGGUGUACAUUCACUUUUGGGCUUACCCAGAAGUCAAUUGAAAUACAAGUCUUUGUAACAGAAUACAAUUUAACAUAUGCGAUACAUGCCCAUUCCUUAAAAAACAUUGGCACCCGCCGUCUACUGAGGAAUUUUAUUUUAAACAAGGACAGGCAGUUAGGGGAUACAAGUAGCCCAUUCUAAUCAAUAACCGUUCUUGUACAUGUGCUACAUUAUUCCAACGACCGUAUGAUCAUGCCUGUAUUUAUCGUUUUAAAGAGGCGGUAAGUGAUGACAAACCGAUUUGGGCAAAGUGCACGAUAAUUAUCAAGAACCCUGCCAAGAUAGUGUAUUAAAUAUUUUGUGCCUCCAUUUCUAACAUUAAAAUUUAAAUUUUUAACUUUAUAAAAACUAAUCCUAAAAUCUCCAAACCUUACCCAAAAAUGGUAACCAAAUGAGUAAAAAAUAACACGAAAAUAAAUUAUAUUCUGAUGAUGCUGAGCAUUUGUGAUGAGCCAAAGGCAAAACUCAUUGGUGUUUAGCAUAUUUUUAUGAGUGCAUUAUUUACUAACGGACUCUGUUCAGACAGUGAUUUAAAGACUGGCUUGAAAUAUUUAGGCUAAAAUAUAUCUACAUUAUUAGAUUUUUUUCACUAGUUUUACUACUCUGAAUUCACUCAAAUUUACAAAAAUACACACUUUAGUUAAUAACCUUGCCCAUGUUCAAGCUUUCUAGACAACUCAGCUCUCUUUUUUUGGGUAUUAAAUAAACAUAUACAGUAACACAAUAUAUUGUUUAGAUUGACUUUAGUGGCAAAUGGCCUAUUUUUUAAUUGUACCAUUUGUUGUACAAAGUACCAUUUAUCUAAAUGAAAAUGUAUUCAUUCAAAACCAAAUUGAUGUGAACUGAAAACCAUAUUGCAAAAUCAUUACAACCAGUACAGUCCGCUGUAGUAGUUAUGGUGCCAGGAGUAUACUGGCCCUGUAUUCCAGCAAUGGGCAAACUGUUUAGCAACCUUACCGGCUUCACCAUCAAAGCUUCUUGGUUUUCUAGAAACAGAUUUCAGACUUCUGCAGAGCUGCAGACUUCCAGAAACUGAGGUUGUCAUCAUUCAUUGGCUGAGAGCGUUAGCUGAUCACUCUCAGCCAGUAACUGGCAUUCUUUGCAAUGACAUUUGCACAGAAUUGACAUUACCCAGGCCUGAACUCUGGCGUGGUUAAUGACACCCCAAUGAUAACCCCAUAGUGAAGUUACGCCUCCAACCGCAGAGGGGUUAUACUCUGUAUGCACACUAUCUCAUAGUGAAACGCUGCACAUACAGACGCCAGGAACAAUGGCCACUUCAAAUCACUGAAGUGGUCAUGGUGCUUGGAGGAAGUGGUCGUGGUGUUUCGAGUAACCCUUUAAACACCAAGUCUCCAGUUGGACUAUUAUGGCUUACAAUUUGCAAUUUGGUUUACAUUUACUAUAAUUCAGUGUUUAGUGAAUAAACUUGAUUGUAUCAUGUCAGGUAAUUUAAAGGUUGUCAUGUAUACCUCUAUAUUAUAAAAAAGUGAGUAUUUUUUAGCCGAUAGAUAAUGAAAAAAGAAAAUGCUAAGUAUAGAAAUUUCCCAGGCUGGCUAUUUUACCCUUUGUUUAACAAGUCGAUUGCCAAUGUACUUCAUUGUUUAGUCAAUAAACCCACAUGGAUUGUAAAUUAUUAUAGUCAUCUUUAGUGGAAUCUUUUGUGAACAGCCAUGUUUCCUCUACCUACUUCAUCUUUCUACCCUAAGCAUUGUCUGAACAGAAGGAGCAUUCCUGCACCAGAAUUUUGCACCAGGCUAUUUAAAGGAAGUUAAUGUAUCUCUAAUAAUGAAAUAUUCAAGUGUUGCUUUAAAUUUAGGGCCGCACUAAAAUGUGUAAAACAGGAAGUUAUUCACUCAGGAAGUUUUUUCAUCGAUGGUCUCCUUACUAUAGUUCCAUUUCGUAUGUUGAGGGACAUCUUUGGCCAUUCCAAUUUUUCUCAUAGAGAAGCAAUGGGGUCCUGCUCUACAUGCAUUGUACUUGCCAUGUUUCGUCAAUAUAAUGCUUCUCAUAGAGAAGAUUCAGGGUCCUGCUCUAUAUGCAUGGUACUUGCCAUGUUUCGACAAUAUAAUGCUACUCAUAGAGAAGAUUUGGGGUCAUGCUCUAAAUGCACAGUACUUUCCAUGUUUCGCUAAUAUAACGCUUCUCAUACAAAAGAUUCGUGGUCCUGCUCUACAUGCACGGUACUUGCCAUGUUUCGACAAUAUAAUGCUUCUCAUAGAGAAGAUUCGGGGUCCUGCUCUACAUGCAUUGUACUUGCCAUGUUUUGCUAAUAUAAUGAUUUUCAUAGAGAAGAUUCGUGGUCCUGCUCUACAUGCAUGGUAUUUGCCAGGUUGCGUCAAUAGAAUGCAGAAGCAUUAAAUCAAGGGAUUUGCAAAUUUUUCUCAUCUAAUCUUUGCCUCACAUUGCUUUUUAUUGUAGCAUGUAGGUAUUCCUUUUAAAGCUGAUUAGUUAAUGAGACACAUGCUGAUUUCAUAACUUUGAAAUCUAUUCAGUAUGUUUAGGGAGUGGGGUUGGCAAUUUAAUAGGUUGAGUACAGUUUUGAGUGAAAAAAAACCCUAGCGAAUGAGGUUCCCGUGUGAAGUGGCAUGAAACGCGUCAGGGUUGCCCUUCAUUUUGCCCCCCGCACGUUCAUAUAUUUAAAUUUCUUCUUGACUAAAGGAAUAUUUUAAUCUGUUUGAUGGAGUAUGGCAAUCAAGUCCUGUAUGCAGGACCCAGCACUGGUGAUGUAAUGUAUGUGGGAGAAACCCCCUGUGUGCACUUGGGAUUGCAUAAUGAGUUAAAUACAGUUUUGAAUGAAUAAAACCCUAAUGAAUGAAAUAUUGUAUGUCAGGCAUGUCUGUGUGUCACACCCGGAAAAAAUUUAUGGGAGAGCUUUACAUUUCCCCAUAAACAUCUGCACAACACUUUCCCUGUUAUUUGUUCCAACGGAAGAGAAAGACUAGGAAAUAAAGAUAAAAUAUAUUUUAAAAAAACAAAACAAACAAACAAACAAAAACAUUUCUUUUUAAAAAGGUUUGCAUGAUGGUCAAUCUUAAUGAUAACUACUCUGUUAUAAGAACCACAUUUUUAAAUCUGGUUUCCUAAAUACUUAAAAUACGGCUGCAGCAACUAAUUAAUGUUGUACAAAACACACAUACACAAAACACAAAAAACCCCCCAACAAAAACAGCGAAAUAAAAAUGCAGAAGUCACCAGAGUCAAAUGUUUCACAAGAGUAAAGUUCGCCUUUGAAUCUAGUUAUUAUUUACUGUAAAUGCAGAAGACUGCUAUUGGAAUUCACCAUACAGUUACACAAACACCAUGUCAUGCUGUAAUAAAACUCGAGUCCAGGGAUGUAUGACCAGACCUGGAGAGAUCUGGAAGCCGAAGGAUCAAUAAGAGACAGAGAUACUAAACAAUUCUUUCCUAUGGGGAUUUCACUGAUACCCAGCGUAGUUUAAUGGACUCAGAGUCUGUCAGAAUACAGGAAGUGCCUCUAGUGGCUGUCUGAUAGACAGUAACUAAAUGCAGUUUUAGUCCUGCAAGGUAAUUAUUACAGUUUCUCUAAAGCUCCAAUGUUUUAUACUGCAGGACUAAGGGGGACAGGGACACUGCACCCUGACGACUUCAAUGACAUGAAGUGGUCUUUGUUACUAUAGUGUCCCAUUAAGUAUUUGUAAUAAUUAAAAAAAAUAAAAUGUAUAGAUAUAUUGAAGCGCUAUAUUUCGAGUGAGUGCAAUAAAAAAUAUAAAUAGUGAUUUCACCCUAAAUUUGUCACUUAUAAUUAGUUAUGUGAUAUUCAAUUUUUCAACAAUCCAGUAUGUAUACCUUAAAAAAACAAAACCGUAAAUAUACAAAAAAGUGUAUGACCUUUUAACUAAUAUAGUGCAGAAAUGUUGUUAGAACAUACUCCUGUCCUGUCCUUGGUGAUCACCAGAAUUACCUACCAUGACCUUGUACUUCUAUCCAGACCAAGACCAAACCCUUUAAAGUACUUGGUGACACACCAUUGAAAAACAUACAAGGCGGUCAGUUUAGGAAAGUGUUUAAUUCUGUAUCACAAGAGAAAUAGUUUUAUAAUAACAAUCAAUAAAGGAGUCUACGGGGAGUAUCAUUAAUUACCAAUCAAAUAUGGACAACUAUUAGGUAACGUCAUGAAAAGCUCUGGGAAAGCAUAUAAUAAAAUGUGUCAAGACUAUGUUUGUGGCGCUCUGGUAUGGUCUACGUAUGUCCAUGUGAUGUACAAGGUUGUUAGUGUUAUGAUUCAGUUGGACAUAAGUUAACCCUAUCAGUGAUGAGUUGUUUUUCAGGUCCCACAUUAACUCUUUUAGGGAUGGAGGGUUAGUCAGUCUCAUAUUAAACCUUACAAAUGUCAAAAAUAGAGCACUCACAUAUUCCAGAGCUAUUAGAGCUAGCUCUGUCUGUAAAUGAUUCUGUGUCCAUACCACAUCUCCCAGGAACAAGAUGAUCAGGUAACAAAAAUAUUUUAUCAAUAAAACAAAUACAUUUGAAAAAAAAAAAAUGAAAACAGAAUAAAAUAAUGAAUAAAAAUAUAUAUUUAUGGUUGUAAACAGUACUCAAGAAACACAUUUAAUCCAUACUGUUUCUUAGCAAGGUGUAAUAACGUGACUGGCCAUCCCCCCCCAUACAUACCAUUUUCAUUAUAAUUAAAAUGUUUCCGUCUAUAGUCGCUAGCAUUUGCAACACUAUUCAGUCAGACAAGCGCUCCUGUUACAUGCUGGUAGUGUAGCUCCAUGGUACUAAACUCAGGAGUCAGGCUAUUGCCCAAACUUCUCAUUGAUCUGUAAUAGAACUCACGGAAAAGUCUGUGAUUGGCCAGCCACAGAACGUCUGCCCUGGGAAAGAAGGGGUUUGUAGUAGCUGCAGAUACUCGUAAAGAAAGUGACAAUCCAUGAUCUCCUUGCAAUAAAAGGGCUUUAACACCAUAAGGAAGACAUGGAAUGUUCUAAUAUUUUGGUGCAAACAGAGUUAAAUCCCUGCUCACACCAGGGAGACCCAGGUGUCAUGCAUGCUUGGCACAACAUACGCAUUAGGUCCCCACAUUAGCUGACUUCCGAGGAGGAGGACCCCAACCCAGCACCCAGGGAUUUAACAAUCAGGACUGAUAAGUGAAUCUGUUUUAAGUUUUUUUCUUUAGUUAUACUUCAUGUGUAAGAAUUAUUAUAAGCAAAACUGUAAAUAAUUUAGUUUUCCCCCCAUUAUUCCACUUUAAAAAAUGCUAUUUAUAUUUAUUGCAGUAUAAGGUUUGCAUUUAGGAUAUUAAAAGAGAGCCAUGUCUCUCAUUUAGAAAACAACAUAUAAAAUGUAUGGGUGCACUCAGGGCCGCCACCAGAAAUUUUGGGGCCCCUAACUGAGCUCAGGGUCUGGGCCACCAGGGGCCCGCCUCCAAAACCGCCCACAGAGACCGCCUCCAAAUCCCGCCCACAGGAAUACACACACAGACACAAAAGGACACAGAUACACACACACACACACACACACACACUGAUACAUACAAACAGACACACAUACUGAUACGCAUAUAGGCAUACAUACUGACACACACAUACUGAGCCAUACACACAUAUACAGACACACAGGCGUACAUAGUGACAGACACAUACUAACAUGCAUACAGACACACAUGCAUAAGGACAUACAGACACAGACACAUUCAUAAUGACAUACAGACAGACAUACAUUCAUACUGGCAUACAGACACUGACAUCUGUACACACAUACAUACAUUCAUAAUGACAUACAGACAUACAUUCAUACAUACAUUCAUACAGACAUUGACAUCCAUACAUUCAUACAGACAUUGACAUCCAUACAUACACACAUUCAUAAUGACAUGCAGACAUACAUACACUGACAUUCAUACACACAUAAUGACAUACAUACAUACAGACAUGCAUACAGACAGACAGACAUGCAUACAGACAUACAUACAUGCAUACAUACAGACAUACAUAUACAUACAAACACAUACACACAUACAUACAUAGACAGACAGACACAGACAUACAGCCAGACAGAGAGAGACAGACAGACAGGCAGACAUGCAUACAGACAGACAGACAGACAUACAAACAGACAUACGCAUACAAAGACAUACAGACAGACAUACAUACAUAUACAUACAGACAGACAUAGAUACAGACAGACAUAGACAUACAAACAGACAUGCAUACAGACAGACAUACAUAGACAUACAGAUAGACAUACAGACAUGCAUACAGACAGACACACAUAGACAUACAGACAUGCAUACAGACAGACAUGAAUAUAGACAGACAGACAGACAUACAUAGACAUACAGACAGACAUUCAUACAGACAGACAUACAUAGACAUACAGACAUACAGACAGACAUGCAUAUAGACAGACAUACAGACAUGCAUACAGACAUACAUAGACAUAUAGACAUACAGACAGACAUACAUACAUGUAUACAGACAGACAUACAUAGACAUACAGACAGACAUACAUAGACAUACAGACAGACAUGCAUAUAGACAGACAUACAUACAUGCAUACAGACAUACAUACAUGCAUACAGACAGACAUACAUAGACAUACAGACAGACAUACAGACAUGCAUACAGACAGACAUACAUAUAGACAGACAGACAUGCAUACAGACAGUUAUAGAGACAUGCAUACAGACAGACAUGCAUACAGACAGACAUAGAGACAUGCAUACAUACGGAGAGACAUACAUAGAUAUACAGACAUACAGACAGACAUGCAUAUAGACAGACAUACAGACAUGCAUACAGACAGACAUAGACAUACAUAGACAUACAGACAGGCAUAUAGACAGACAUGCAUGCAUACAGACAGACACACAGACAUGCAUACAGACAGAAAUACAGAGCUCAUUUUCCAGCCACCCUCCUGUCUCUUACCUUGUCUUUGCAGGAGGGUGGCUGGGGCUGAUAGGACUGGGAGUCGGCUGGCUCUCCCUCUUCACUGCCACGAGCGCACUCCUCCCGAGCGGAGUGAGCUGGGAGUGACCACUUCCUCCCAGCAGCACUUGCGCUGCGGCUGCAUUUGAAUUUUUUUUAAAAGGGGCCCGGUCACGCUAUAACACGGCCACAGCGCUGACCGGGCACCUGAACAUAUAGGGCCCAUCGGGUGGCCCUAAGUGCAUGGGCCACCCGAUGGGCCCCAUCAGCGUGCGGGCCCCGGUGCAAGUGCACCGGCAGCAGUUCCGCCGCCACACGUGGGCCCCGGGCCAGGCCCCCCUGGGCCGCCGGGCCUGUGACAACCAUUAUGGUUGUCACCCCCUGAUGACGGCCCUGGGUGCACUUAUAAGAUCUGUCCAGCCAUUACUGUUAAUGGAGCAUCACGAUUGGCUAAUUAGCUUCUUGUUAUGGGCAUAGUUCCCUGCAAAUGCUGCAAAGCCUGGGGAUUUACAGCAAAUGCAUUUUUAAAGUGAUAUUAUUUUUGUGAUAUUAUUUUUAAUAACACAUACUAUAAUAUCAAUGGUAUAAUUAAUGAGUACUAUAAUAUUAAUUCAUUUUUAUUUCACUCCCUUUUUCUAUAUUAUAGGAUAGCAUUGAAUUCAGAAAUGUCUGUACCCACAUGACACUACAGAAAGAAGACCGACUGUUUGAUCAGGAUCUGACUUCGGCAAAUGAAAUAUUAAGGACAAUAAUCACAGAUCUGCUGCAAGCGCUCUCCUCUUUUACAUCUGAAUUUAUAGACAAAGUUACCAAUCAAUUAAAUCAAAUACUGCAAAUACUGCAGUUCUGACAGUCUUGUAGUAAUGUUUGUUUUGUUUCUAAUUUCAAUCCAGUGUUAUAUUUUUAUUAUAGUAUUUGUAUUAUAAAUAUUUUACUUAUUUGAGUUUAUUUAAAACUGAUGUAAAUGUGAACUAGCUGACAAUGUGCCAGUUUGUAAAUUGUUGGAAAUUACAGUAUUUGUGUAAAUAACUAAUUUAAUCCAUACCUUUUAAAAACUUAAAUAUACUUCUCAAAAUGUUUUUACCUUAUUUCGAUAGCCUCCUUUUAGUGAUCAUUGAGCAACG
Molecule: messenger RNA, 28013 nt
Organism: Pelobates cultripes (western spadefoot toad)
Lineage: Eukaryota; Metazoa; Chordata; Amphibia; Anura; Pelobatidae
Source: the annotation of a GenBank genome assembly